Messenger RNA from Lymnaea stagnalis (great pond snail), 6414 nucleotides. The record is from the annotation of a GenBank genome assembly. Lineage: Eukaryota; Metazoa; Mollusca; Gastropoda; Lymnaeidae.
AUGAGAUUACCACAUGCCCCAGGACCCGGCUCAGCCAAUCAGCGCAGCGCCCUCUCAACAUUGAUAUCUCGCGCGCACUGUGGUAGCGUAAGAGCUUUCUUGUUGAAAACGGAGCUUUGAUUUUCAGUCAAACAUCAGUGAUAUUUCAUUGUUUGGAUUACUAAAUGAAAAUGUCGUUAGGUCUUGGAAAAAGGAUUGAACUGGAAAUGAGGGGUAGACCUGCUGAUAACGUAUGUAUCAAAUAUUCUUACAACUUUCUACAUAGAAUCUUGAAACUAUCUACACUAUCGUCCCUGGCGUGCACCGCUAUGCAUGAGCAUGGGACGAUGUUGCCUUACUAUUCUUUCUAUGGUGUAAAUGACUAAUGUGGUAUUAACCUUUAAUGUGAUAUAAUUUUGUUAAUGGAAAAAAAAUGUUCUCUAGUCCAUAUAUGUGUAGCCAUGAUCUGUGAAAUAAGUUGGGAAUGUUCAGUCUUAUUUAUCACCAUAAACAUGGCGCCUUUGACUCCCCUUUCAGUCCAGUUGUCGAUGCCUUUAAAUUUAAAACAAAUUAGUGAGCAUUCUUACAUUAAAGAUUGAAUUUAAAUAUUAUUUUACAAUACUUUAUUUUAUAAUAUAAAAUAUUUUGAAGUUAUUAUACAUGUGGGACACAAAAGUGAGAAGCGGUGUCAUGGCUGUGUUGUUGGAAUUGUUCGCUUUACUUUGUAGGCCGUCAUGUGCAGUGGAAUAAAAAUGUCGAUCUUUCCGUCUAAUCAGGCCACGAACUAUUUAAAUACCAACAAGUGAUUUCUUGUAAUACGAAAAAAUAAAUCUGCUUUUUUGAUAGUUACAGAAAGAAAAAAAAUAUAUUAAAACGACAUUUUAAUGAACGACAGCGUACCGCUUCUCAAUCAUCUAUGUAAACGCCGAUACUUGAAGGUGUGCAAGGGAGAUCAGCGUGUUUUCGAUCGUUCGCCAUUUCACAUUUGAGCGUCGACAGCAUAGUGCGCCAUCUUGAAAGUGAAUAGAUCUGUUGCUAUUCAGUAAUGCUAUAAAUAAAAUUAAGCUGUGGCUUAUCAUCUCUAGCAACAUAGUUUCCAACAAUGUGUUUUUAUUUAAUAAAUUGUAUGGUUAAGUCAUGAAUGUCAAGUACUAAAAAUCAGCUGGCGUUUGCAAGUCGUUCUGGCCCCAAUUCCCGCCAUGUUGGAUUUUUCCAGUAGGUCACAAUUCGCAAUAAAAUGGGUCGAGAGUUGUAAAUAUGAAGUUAACCAGUGAGAUCAAAUUUUUAUAGCUUAUGCGAGAAGGAUUUAAGCUUAACUAUUUUAAAACAAAAUAAUUAGUUUUUAUAUUGCUGAAUAGACAUGUCAAGUGUAUUACUAUAUACUAUUAUAGGUCUACAUGACAUCAUAGUCAUAGAUAUGGGGGGGGGGGGGGGGUGUCAUGAUGGUAAUCUGUUCAAGAAGCCUAUGGUUUCCAUGUUAUGAUGAGAUGCAUCCCCAUUUCAAUUGUAUCUUUACUUUAUUUACUUUUAGACUUACUAAAUUAUUUUUACCAUUAUUUGCAUUAUUAAAUAAAUAAGUUGUUACAUACUAAUUAACAACUAUUUUGUCUAUAACUACUAUAUAUGUCAAUCUUUUUCAUUUUAGAUUUUGGAUCUUAAUCUUGACAAUUGUCGUGCAAACAAAAUAGAAGGUCUGACCAGUGAAUUUACAAAUUUACAGACACUGAGUCUAAUAAAUUUGGGAUUGCAGAGCUUGGAAGGCUUUCCUAAGCUUGGUAACUUAAGAAAGGUAUAUAUUUUUUAUGCAAUAGGUUAUUUUAUAGUUUUUUUUUUACCCUGAGCCUUUACACUUAGACCAGGCUCUUUUUCUUUAAAAAAUUGAUUGCUGUAUUUCCCCUUGAUCUUUAUUUUCAGUUGGAGCUCAGUGACAAUAGAAUUUCUGGAGGUUUAAAUCACUUAACUGGCUGUCCUAACCUCACACAUCUUAGUCUCAGUGGAAAUAAAAUCAAAGACUUUGAUGUCUUGGAUCCACUAGUAAGUUUAAAACUUGUAAUUGGAAUGUUUCGUUAAAAGAGAAAAGUUUGGUUCCUAUUUUAAUUAGAGAACACACAUUGGUAAUAGGUAUGCAAAUCUGAAGCUAUAUAAUUUUUAGUAAUCUCAGUAAUUUCAUUAAGGAAAAUAAAAAAAAUUUCAGACAUCCUACAUAUUUAUGUUCAUAAUCCUGAGUUUACAUAGCAGAGUCCAUGCUUAAUUGUACAGAUUUAACUAUUAUGGGUUGUUACAUUAGUUGUUUUAUUACCACUAUGCAGAAAGAUCUCCAUUUCUUGAGAAGCCUUGACCUAUUUAACUGUGAAGUGACCAAUAAUGAACAAUACAGAGAGAAGGUCUUUGCCAAGUUGUCACAGAUCACCUACCUUGAUGGAUUUGACAGAGAAGAGAAGGAACAAGAAGAUGUGGAUGGUAAGUCUGAAUUUUGAUACAUUAAUGGUAAUUUAGGUAUGAAUUAAUUUUUAGCUGUUGCGGAUAAAGUUUCAGCCUAAUGUUGGAGUUUCUGUUGCUUUCAAACCAAUCUGAUAUUUCUAUAUCUCUACUUUAUAUGAUGAAGAAAGGCCAUAAAAUAAUUUUGAUUUUUUUAGUUCCAUGGGUGGGCACAUUUGUGUCUUAUGAAUUAUUAGAUUCUUUGUCAUGAAUAAUAUCUCUUGAAUCAAAAUAUGUGCAAUAAAAGGGAAUAUCCUGAUUUUAAGUCAAAAACGCUUAAUACUGAUUAAAGAAUAGUAUUAUUAUAAGGUAACUAAUACCUUUUAAAAUUGACAGUUUAAAAAGAUUUGUCAUGUACACAUUUCGUUUAUUGGGAAGGGAUUUAACUGACAUUAUCAUUCAUCACAGUUAAAAGUAUAAUUUCAGGCCUUCCAAACUCUUAGUUGUACAUUUUAUAAGUUUAUUUUUUGGUUUAUUUGUUCUUGUCACAAUUAAUAAAUAUUUUUAAGAAUAAAUCAUUUAAAAUGUAUUCCCUUUUUGUUUCUGUUCAAAUACGUUAUUUGUAUAAUAAUUAACUAUAUACAACUUGUACCGGUAUCAAUAAUGCAAAAUUCACACUUGCCACAUACAAUUUUCUUUCUUUAAUAGUUGUAAUAAUUGUUAAUUAUCAUUUUUCAUCCUCUUUUCCGGAGUACUAAGAUUUUUUGACAUGGUUUAAUCACAUUGAUAAAUUUAAAAAUAUAUUCUAUUACAAUUCACAUUUUACAAAUACAUUUUUCUUGGAUAUAGAAUUUGAAUUCUCUUCUCACUGUGCUUAAGCGCUUUUUUCAAAUGGUUUUUCCGUUUUAUUUUCAGGUGAGGAGGAAGAGGAUGAUGAUGAUGAUGAAGGUAAGUGAUAGUUUUAAAUAGACUUUCUUUUGUUUAGAACCUUUUUUCAUUUGUUAAAAAAGUACCUAAAAUUUAAAAAAAAACAACUUUGAUUUGUUUUUAACUUAUGAAUAGUUCAUUUUGACAGAUGUAAAUCUUUUUUAUCAACAGUUGUUGAUGAGAUAGAGGAUGAUGAUGAAGAUGACGAUGGCGAGGAGGAAGAGGUUGGUCUGUCAUACCUGACAAAGAACAUUGAUGUUAGUUCACUAAACAUGAUCACUAUUAUCAUUGUUUGAAUGUCAAAGAUAAUGAAAUACAUUUGCUUUCUAUUCUACACAGUAUAGUUUUCAAAAAGUUAAAUUGCUUUCUCAAAGAAUGUUAAAAUCUCAAAUUUCAAUGAUUUGAUGAAUCUUUGAUUUAAUGCUGUAGAAACUGAAUUUUAAAUUGCAUUUGAACUAAAGUGCACAUUAUUUAGACAUGUCUUAACAUGAUUCGACAUAAUAUCUAUAUUUAAAUUUUUCCCCUUUAAAAGGGUGGAUUUUUUUUUUAUAUUAUACAGUAAUUUUUAUAAACUGCAAAAUUUGUUACAUGAGUGGUUCUCAAGUUUAAAUAUUAAUUUCAUAACAUGUAUGAAGAAACAUAAUGGCCCAUUCUGCUUUGUUGUGAAUUGAAUAUUUUUACUUUGAUUAUAGAAAUGGAUGAAUUUCAAAUAUUCUGGUUCUGUUUGAGAACCUCAUAAUUAAAUCAUAUAAUUUUUGUGUGUGAAGUAUUAGUUUUAUUUAUUGGAACUUGCUUAAAAAACAUUAAUUUUUUUUGUGUUCUAUUUCUGUAUAACUAACAUUUCUUUUGGUACCUUGCAUUGGUUUAAUCUUAUAUUUGAAUUUUAUAUUCAUUAUUUACAGGAUGAAGAUGAGGAUGAAGAAGAUUUUGAGCCAGGAGAUGAUGAUGACGACGAUGAUGACCAGGUUGUUGAGGGAGGAGAGGAGGAAGAAGAUGAUGAUGAUGAGGAUGCUCCAGCAGCUGAGGAAGAUGGAGGUAAGGAUAUUUUGUUUAACCUGUACUUGAAAGAAAUUAAAACCUUCAUCUUUGAUCCCCAUAUUUUGCAAUCAAUUGUUUUAUUAAAAUAAGUUCUGUUCAUUUGGGGAGGCCAUUCUUAAAUAUUUAUUGCAAUAUCAUUUAAAGGAUGGCGUAAAUGAGCUUUUUCACUAAAAAGUUGAAUCAAAGUUUUGGGGGUUAUAGGGCUGAGUUCAUUUUUUCCCCCACACUGUAAACCAAAUAAUUAAAUUGAAGCAAUUCAGUAAGAUCAACAGAAGGUUAAGUCCCAUGUUAAAUGAGUUUUUCCCAGUUCCUGUUUUGUUGUUUGGUAAAGGCUCUUAGGUUUUGUCCUAAAUUUUUAUUUUUAAUAGCAAGUUUAGCAUUUUAAAUUGACUUUCUACAUUAAUUACACUAUGCUGAUAAUCCUUUUUUUAAUUCAGAUGAAGAUGAGGAUGAAGACGAAGAGGGUGAGGAGGAAGGUGAAGAGGAAGGAGAAGGAGCAAGAGGGACAAAAAGGAAACAUGAAGAAGAAGAAGAGGGCGCUGAAGAAGAGGAUGAAGAUGAUGCAUAGUCUCUGUUUCCUGUUUGUUCGUCUGUAUGUUUGGGUGAGAUAUUGGACAUCAUUGUACAUAAUGCAUAAAAGGUUUGGGAAUGAAAUGAGUGUGGAUAGGAUUUUUGAGGGCAAAUUUUAUCCUGGACAUUUGAUGGACACUCAAUUUUUAUAAAUAUGACUGAUUUGAUAUGGUCCAUUAUUUUCAUCUGUUGAUUCCAAAGAUGGCUUCAUGUCUACUGAAGUCAAUGCAUGAGCAACUCAUGUGACCAUUGGCACAUGUAUAUUUUUAAUAAUGCUUUCAAAUCUGCAAUUUGAAUAAUUCCAUGUUUUUUUUUUUUUCUUUUUGAUUUUAAUUCUAUUGUAACUGGUGUAUUCGAUUCUUUCAUUUUUCAUGUUCAUUUAUAAUUUGACCUAAUUAAGUGUAGGUUUUAAUUAUGUUUUUAUAAUUUUUUUUAAUUUGGUAUGAUGUGACAUAAUGUAUAUUUUUAAUAAUGUUUUCAAAUCUGUAAUUUGAAUAAUUCCAUUUUUUUUUUUUUUCUUUUUGAUUUUAAUUCUAUUGUAACUGGUGCAUUCGAUUCUGUCAUUUUUCAUGUUCACAUAAAAUGUGACCUAAUUAAGUGUAGGUUUUAAUUAUGUUUUGAUAAUUGUUUUAAAUUGGGUAUGAUGUGACAUAGAUGAGCUUUCCAAACUUUUUGACUAAUUUUCCUUUAAAUCACAACCUGUAGCCUAAGUAAUUUAAGAAAAAAUUUUCAAAAACGGUGUAGUGUUUCUUUUAAGACCUAUCUCUUAGGCAUAUAUUUUGGUUCCUCUCAUGGAAGCUCUUACUUUAUGCAUGUGCCAUAUGUAAGAGGAAGAUUGAUGUGUAUAUUUCUGAAUUAAACCUGAUAUUGCUGCACUGAAUGUUGUUUGGAGUUUGAACCAUAUUAGUUUUAAAUUUAAUUUUGUUAAUUUGGACAUUUAAAAGAUGAUAGUUUAGAGAACUGACUAUUUCUUGUUUUGUCUCCUGUAGGAAUGUUGCAAGUUUUAUGAGACAGAUCUUUACACAUGUGUAGGAAAUAUGUACAUAAAAAUAAAUUGCUGUGUUUUAUUAUAUUAUUUUUUGGGGGUUUAUGCUCAUAUUUGUAAUAUCUGAUUAAAAAAAUAUUAAGCAGUCUAAUUAAAAAAAAAAAAUUCACAUACAUAAAGAGAGUGCCACAUGUCCUUCAAAGUCCUGUAUAUCCACAGAAUGUUGCCUGAGUGCAUGUUUGAUUUGUAUGCUUGUUGACCAGUACUACAAGUUGAUUAUUGUAUUAUGAUGCAUCCCCCCCAUAUCGCCAAGCUCUGAGCUCUCACACAAUGGACUGGAGCAUAUUGGUUCAUUUAUAAAUCAUCAUUCAUUUUUUGAUCACCAGUUGUUGUUUUUUUUAAACUUCCACCCAGAUUUUGAGGAAAUAGAAUGGUCUCAUAUAUUGCAUCUUUUUAUGUUUCUGGAAAUCAAUAAAUUUCAUUCAUAUAAUUAUGAA